AUGAAUAGUGACGUCAGCGCGUUGAACCAGAAACACGUGAUUUUACUGAGCAGGAGCAGGGGGGGAGGGGGGGGGGAGAAGGGAGGAAAGCAGGGAGAGGAGGAGAAGGAGGAGCAGGAGAAGGAGAAGGAGGAGGAGAAAGAACAGGAGGAGAAGGAGAAGGAGGAGGAAAAGGAGGAGGAGAAGGAGGAGCAGGAGAAGGAGAAGGAGGAGGAGAAAGAACAGGAGGAGAAGGAGAAGGAGGAGGAAAAGGAGGAGGAGAAGGAGGACCCUCUCACGGCGCAUUAA
This is a messenger RNA of Knipowitschia caucasica, 288 nucleotides long. Lineage: Eukaryota; Metazoa; Chordata; Actinopteri; Gobiiformes; Gobiidae. The record is from the annotation of a GenBank genome assembly.